Messenger RNA from Fonsecaea multimorphosa CBS 102226, 981 nucleotides. RefSeq lists its product as uncharacterized. The record is from RefSeq and is a predicted model, not a curated record. The coding region runs from base 1 to 981 and encodes 326 amino acids. Lineage: Eukaryota; Fungi; Ascomycota; Eurotiomycetes; Chaetothyriales; Herpotrichiellaceae. The transcript has 3 exons.
AUGAACAACUGGUUUCAGUUCUUCAAAGAAUCAUGGCCGCCGCGCCCCGAAUUCACAGACAAGGAACUGGGCGAUCAGACAGGCAAGGUAUUCAUCAUCACCGGAACCACAAGUGGAGUGGGUAAAGCCCUGACCGGCAUACUCUACUCAAAAAAUGCGACGGUCUACACCGCGGCCAGGAACCAAGAGCGUGCCCUCGAAGUCAACGCAGAUAUCAAAACCCAGAACCCGGAGUCCACGGGAAAGCUCAUUUAUCUCAAAAUGGACCUCGAGGACCUGGGUAGCGUCAAAGCAGCAGCACAAGAGUUUCUCUCAAAAGAAAGCCGCCUCGAUGUUCUCUGGAAUAAUGCCGCAGUUCUAAUGCCGCCGGCUGGCUCGAAGACUAAACAGGGGCUGGACUUACAGCUUGGUGUCAAUUGUCUGGCACCGUUCCUGUUCACCAAGCUUUUGACGCCGACGAUGUUGGCUACGGCCAAGAUCUCUCCGCCAGGAUCAGUCAGAGUGAUGUUUGUGGGCUCGUCUGCUACAUACCUCUUUGCGCCGACAGGAGGAGUGGAAAUGCUUCGUCUGAGGGAUGCUAGCGAAAAAGAUCCAACGUAUAUGUAUGGCGUGAGCAAGGCGGCAAAUGCACUGUAUGCUCUACAUUUCGCAAAACUGCACAGAGAAGAUGGAAUCAUCGCUGUGAGCGGCAACCCCGGGAACCUGCGUUCAGAUCUGCCGCGUCAUGUUUCUAGAUGGGGACAGAUCCUCAUGCGAGCCCUGCAAUACGAUCCUGUCUAUGGCGCGUAUACCGAGCUGUUUGGCGGUCUCUCCCCAAAGAUCACACUCGAGAAAACGGGGGCAUGGCUGAUGCCUUGGGGACGCAUCGGGAAAUUGAGACCGGACAUUGAGGAGGCGGGUAAGAGCAAAGCGGACGGAGGGAGUGGGAUUGCCGAAGAGCUCUGGGCUUGGAGCGAGGAGCAUGUGAGGUACUAUGUCUAG